AUGUCGAAACCGCAGUUCGACCGCGCCGACGCCAGCGCGCUCCUCGACGACAGAGGCUAUCGCGGAGCCCUCAUCAGAGGACAGAACCCCGCGCUGCUCUUUGAAAAGGGUGUACGUGAGCGCAUUACCGAGUCAUACUACUGGAAAGAGCAAUGUUUCGGUCUGAACGCUGCAACUCUAUGCGACCGCGCGGCAGACCUCAAGUUCAUCGGCGGGACAACAGGAAUUACGGGCAAACCUACGCCAUUUCUAUGUCUAGCAUUCAAGAUGUUGCAGCUGGUACCGGACAAGGAAAUCAUACUAGAGUACCUGAACUUUCGCGACGAUGAGGAGGACGAGGCACAAAACGGCGAGAUAAAGAAGGAGGGAAACGGUCACUCAUCAGAAGACGAGGAUACGACCAAGAAAGCACUCGACCUAAACGCAGCAGGAAAACUUGGCGACUUCAAGUACCUGCGCUGCCUCGCCGCCUUCUACAUCCGCCUUGCUUGGGAGCCCGUCGAAAUCUACACAACCCUCGAACCCCUCCUCACCGACUACCGAAAGAUUAAGCGACGCCUCAAAGACGCCUUCACACUCACAUACGUCGACCAGUUCAUCGACGACCUCCUCACAAAAGACCGUAUAUGCGCAACAAGUUUGUGGAAGUUGCCGUCACGCGCGAACCUGGAGGAUCUAGAUAUGCUGGAGCCGAGGGAGAGUCCGUUGGGCGAUGAAAUUGAUGAGCUGGAUGAGGAGCUGGACAAGAGAAGUGAUGCAAGUGCGAGGAGUUACAGAACCGGAGUCGUAGCAGAAGUCGCAGCUAUGAUAGCCGGGAUCGGGGAAGAAGUCGCAGUCCAGGAGAGCCGAGUCGGUCAAGGAGCAGGACACGCAGUAGGAGUACAAGUCGCAGACGGGACUAGAUUUAUGAGAAUGAAUUGCUGCUGA
Messenger RNA from Alternaria atra, 927 nucleotides. RefSeq lists its product as uncharacterized. Gene Ontology annotation, cellular component: precatalytic spliceosome. Bases 1 to 927 code for a protein of 308 amino acids. NCBI's taxonomy places the organism in Eukaryota, Fungi, Ascomycota, Dothideomycetes, Pleosporales, Pleosporaceae. The record is from RefSeq and is a predicted model, not a curated record. The transcript has 2 exons.